Messenger RNA from Fulmarus glacialis (Northern fulmar), 565 nucleotides. It is a transcript of the gene SELENOK, whose product is annotated as selenoprotein K. Gene Ontology annotation, cellular component: endoplasmic reticulum membrane; Golgi apparatus. Lineage: Eukaryota; Metazoa; Chordata; Aves; Procellariiformes; Procellariidae. The annotation marks the transcript as partial. The record is from RefSeq and is a predicted model, not a curated record. The transcript has 4 exons. Gene Ontology annotation, biological process: endoplasmic reticulum calcium ion homeostasis; calcium ion transport.
GACAGGUUUUGGAUAACCAGAGUCGGGCACCUUGGCGUUUGUCAUCUAUAACAGAUUUCUUCUGGUCGAUAGCAGAUUUUGUGGUUCUGUUUUUCCAGAGCAUUAUUCAACCAGAUUUGAGAAGAAGAGGCUACACAUCUUCCUCCUAUUCAGGAUACAAUGACGGAAGAGGGCCUCCAGCACAUCCUCGCCGAAGGAUGGGUCGAAUAAAUCACUGGGGUGGAGGCCCCAGUCCACCACCAAUGGCUGGAGGUGGAUGAGGAAGGUAAAUGCCUGCUGAAGAGGCAGGCAAGAGAGCAUGCACGUUUGCAAGAUGAAAGGGAAGAGGAGUUUAGUGGUGGACCAAAUGAGUUUGAAUGUUGUGAAUGUGUAUGUCUAACUGGAAGCUGUUCUGUGAUACAAGCAGAUCAAUGAAGUUGUACUGGGAACUCCUUCUUCAAGGAUCCAGUGUAACUGAACCGCAGUUUUAUUAAAUACGUGUUUACUGUCUAAAGUCUUUGUAUAGUUCCUGAACAUUUUACUGUAGUUGCAAAGUAAUGAGUAAAUUAUAUUUGGCUUGUCAGAA